Seriola dumerili (greater amberjack) is the source of this 1255-nucleotide messenger RNA. RefSeq names its product serpin family F member 1 (gene serpinf1). The record is from RefSeq and is a predicted model, not a curated record. Gene Ontology annotation, molecular function: serine-type endopeptidase inhibitor activity. The transcript has 8 exons. Lineage: Eukaryota; Metazoa; Chordata; Actinopteri; Carangiformes; Carangidae. Gene Ontology annotation, biological process: negative regulation of angiogenesis; negative regulation of endopeptidase activity. Bases 38 to 1255 code for a protein of 405 amino acids.
CACAGAGAGACGUGGACCGUCGCGAGCAGAGGAGAGGAUGAAGCUAACCACUGUCCUGCUGGUGUUUGGAGUCGUGCUGAGCGUCUGUCAGGCUCAGUCGGACACCGGAGGCGAGGAAACCGGUGGCGAGGAGGAACAUGUGGAGCUCUUCACCACACCGACGGCUAAGAUGGCCGCCGCCACCUCGGACUUCGGCUACAACCUGUUCCGUGCUCUGGCGAGCCGCGAGGCUGCGACCAACAUCUUCCUGGCCCCCAUCAGUGUGUCUGCGGCGCUGACUCAGCUGUCCAUGGGAGGGUCUGAGCGUGCUGAACAGCAGCUGUUCAGGGCUCUAAGGUACCACACCCUGCAGGAUCCUCAGCUCCACACCACCCUGAAAAACCUGCUGGCUUCAGUCAGGACGCCUGGAAAAGGCCUGAGCACCGCCGCACGCAUCUACCUGGCACGACGACUUCGUCUGAAGCAGGACUUCUUCGGGCUCGUGGAGCAGCAGUAUGGCAUUCGUCCCAAGGCCCUGCAGGGAGGAACCAAAGAUGUGAAAGAAAUCAACGACUGGGUGACUCAGGAGACGGGCGGGAAGGUGCAGCGCCUCCUGACCAAAGCCCUCUCCCGAAACGCUGGAGUGAACGCCGUGAGCGCCGCUUACUUUAAAGGGAAGUGGGUGACUCGGUUCGGUCAGAAUGGAGUAAUGGAGAACUUCCAGGUGGACGGCGGGGUACCUGUGCGUGUUUCCAUGAUGAAACAGGAUAACUACCCUGUGAAGAUGGGAGCCGACUCGGAUUUGAGCUGCACGAUCGCUCAGAUCCAGAUGCAGGACGACAUCAGCAUGUUCAUCUUCCUGCCGGAUGAAGUGACCGCCAACAUGACCCUGCUGGAGGAGAGUCUGACUGCUGAGUUCGUCCAGGACCUCUCCAUGACGCUCCUCCCUACCCAGGUGUCCCUCUCUCUGCCCACCCUGAGGCUCAGCUACUCCUCAGACCUGCUGCCGCUGCUCAGCGACCUGGGUCUCUCUGAAUGGCUAGACAACCCGGACCUGGAGAAGAUCUCAGCUCAGGCCGCCAAGCUCGUCAGCCUCAAUCACAAAGUUGUCAUGGAGACGGCGCCCGAGGGGAACCAGUACCCCAGCGCCACCUCGGCAGCCAGUCACCUGUCAUACACAGUGGACCGCCCCUUCCUCUACCUGAUCCGGGACGAAGCGUCAGGGGCGCUGCUCUUCAUCGGCAGGGUGGUCAACCCCAAGGACCUGAGGAUAUAA